Messenger RNA from Coccidioides immitis RS, 801 nucleotides. RefSeq lists its product as uncharacterized. The transcript is spliced from 2 exons. The coding region runs from base 1 to 801 and encodes 266 amino acids. NCBI's taxonomy places the organism in Eukaryota, Fungi, Ascomycota, Eurotiomycetes, Onygenales, Onygenaceae. The record is from RefSeq and is a predicted model, not a curated record.
AUGCUACCAAGCUCAGCAUCUACGAAUCCCACGAUCGUCCUUGUUCACGGGGCCUGGCAUUCGCCCGAAUGCUUCGAUAGUCUCCGCAAAGUGCUUGAGGACCAUGGCUAUCCAACGGAGGCGCCUGGCCACCCUUCAGUGGGAGCCGAGCCGCCGACCAAGACACUAGAGGACGACGUGAUCAAUAUGCAGAUAGUAUUGAAUAAGCUGAUCGAGGACGAAGGGAAAGAAGUCGUCCUUGUGGGCCAUUCAUACGGCGGAACCGUGAUUUCCAAUGCCAGCGACGGGCUGGGACGUGACCAGAGAGCGGUAGCUAAGAAACGCGGAGGUAUCGUGCUGGCUAUCUAUUUGGCGGGAUUCUUGGUACCGAAAGGCGCCACCUUAUUUGAUGGACUGGGCGGUGCGUGGGCACCGUGGAUGAGAUUCAAUGGCGAAUACUCUUAUGCCUCUGAUGAAGCCAAGCGCUUCUAUGGUGACCUCUCCCCAGAAAACCAACAGAGAUGGGUAUCAAAACUUCGCCACGGGUCCAAAGCAUCCUACCUCUCUCUGAUCACGCACGACCCAUGGAGGCACAUGCCUUGCGGGUAUAUUCUCUGCGAAAAUGACUGCGCUCUGCCAUUCCCGGUCCAAAAGAUGUUGGUAUCCUCCACUGAGCAGAAAAUGCAGGGCGACAGCAGCAUUGGUGCUCAGAAGCUAUUGACGGCGAAUUUAAAGGCUUCUCAUUCACCAUUCCUGAGCAUACCGGAAAAGACAGCCGAAGUCAUCGAGGAUAUGAUCGGCAAAAUAUGUAGAAGCUCUUAG